AUGCAACGUCAUAACAGCACCUAUGUCGUCAAGCGUGACGGGCGCAUGGAAGAUGUUCACUUUGACAAGAUCACCUCCAGAAUUCAAAAACUCAGCUACGGCUUGAACAUGGAAUUCGUAGAUCCAGUUGCCGUUGCUAUCAAAGUGAUCAGUGGUUUGUACAAAGGAGUGACAACUGUUGAAUUGGACAACCUUGCCGCUGAAACUGCCGCUUCCAUGACUACUCAACAUCCAGAAUAUGCUCUUCUUGCUGCCCGGAUUGCUGUCUCGAACUUGCACAAGAAAACUAACAAGGUGUUCUCGGAGGUUAUGAAGACACUUCACGAGUUUCAUCACCCACACACUGGAAAGCACGCCCCAAUGAUCAGUGACGAGACCUGGGCUAUCAUCGAGAAGAAUGCUGAUAAGCUGAACUCUGCGAUCGUCUACGAUCGUGAUUACUCCUACACCUACUUCGGAUUCAAAACUCUUGAACGUUCCUACCUUCUCAAAAUCAACAAGGAAAUCGUUGAGCGGCCACAACAGAUGUUGAUGCGUGUUUCUAUCGGAAUCCACGGAGAGGACAUUGCUGCUGCCAUCGAGACGUACAAUCUGAUGUCGGAGCGCUACAUGACUCAUGCUUCUCCAACUCUCUUCAACUCUGGAACAUGCCGUCCACAAAUGUCGUCUUGCUUCUUGCUGACGAUGAGCGAGGAUUCGAUUCUUGGAAUCUACGACACUUUGAAGCAGUGUGCUCUCAUCUCGAAGAGCGCUGGAGGAAUCGGGCUCAAUGUCCACAAGAUUCGUGCCACCGGUUCUGUCAUCGCUGGAACUAACGGAACAUCGAACGGACUCAUACCAAUGCUUCGUGUCUACAAUAACACUGCUCGUUAUGUCGAUCAAGGAGGAAACAAGCGUCCAGGAGCAUUCGCCAUCUACCUCGAGCCAUGGCAUGCCGAUGUUUUCGAGUUUGUGUCACUCCGCAAGAACACUGGACCAGAAGAGGAGCGUGCUCGUGACUUGUUCCUCGCUCUCUGGAUUCCGGAUCUCUUCAUGAAGCGUGUCGAGAAGGAUCAGAAUUGGUCUCUGAUGUGCCCAUGCGAAUGCCCAGGACUUGAUGACUGCUGGGGAGAGGAGUUCGAAGCUCUUUACGCCAAGUAUGAAGCUGAAGGACGUGUCCGCAAAACUGUCAAGGCUCGCAAACUGUGGGAACACAUCGUCUCCAAUCAAAUUGAGACUGGACUUCCAUACAUCACCUACAAAGAUGCUGCCAAUCGCAAGUCCAACCAGCAAAAUCUCGGAACCAUCAAGUGCUCCAACCUCUGCACUGAAAUCAUGGAGUACUCAGCUCCAGAUGAGAUCGCUGUCUGCAAUCUUGCUUCGAUCGCUUUGAAUCGUUACGUCACUCCAGAGAAGAAGUUCGAUUUCAAGAAGCUUGCCGAAGUCACCAAAGUCAUAACGAAGAAUCUCAACAAGAUCAUCGAUGUCAACUACUACCCAGUUGAAGAAGCUCGUAACUCGAACAUGCGCCAUCGUCCUAUUGGUCUUGGAGUUCAAGGACUUGCUGAUUGCUUCAUGUUGAUGCGUUAUCCAUUCACUUCGAAACAAGCCAGAGAUCUCAACAAGAGAAUCUUUGAAACGAUCUACUACGCUGCUUUGGAAGCCAGUUGCGAGUUGGCUGAGAGAGACGGACCAUAUUCGACAUAUGAGGGAUCUCCAGUGUCGAAAGGACAACUUCAGUUCGACAUGUGGGGUGUCACACCAACCGAUCAAUGCGACUGGGCCGCUCUUCGCAAAAAAAUCGCCACACACGGAAUCCGCAACAGUCUUCUGAUGGCUCCAAUGCCAACUGCUUCUACUGCUCAAAUUCUUGGAAACAAUGAGUCGAUUGAGCCAUACACCUCAAACAUCUAUUCUCGUCGUGUUCUUUCUGGAGACUUCCAGAUAGUCAAUCCACAUAUGCUCAAGGAUUUGGUUGAGAGAGGAUUGUGGACUGAUGAAAUGAAGAACCGCCUCAUAGCCAACAACGGAUCCAUUCAGAACAUCCCAGAAAUCCCAGCUGACAUUAAGGAGCUCUAUCUCACUGUGUGGGAAAUCUCUCAAAAGGAAAUCAUUGAGAUGGCUGCUGAUCGUGGAGCAUUCAUUGAUCAAUCUCAAUCUCUCAAUAUUCACAUGGCUAAACCAAGCUACGCUGCAAUCACUUCGAUGCACUUCUACGGAUGGAAGCAAGGCCUUAAGACUGGAAUGUACUACUUGCGCACGAAGCCAGCUGUCAAUGCUGUUCAGUUCACAGUCGACAAGGGUGCACUCAAGGCAAAGGUCGACCCUAAAGUUGCUGCUCUUCAGCAACAAGAUGAAGGAUGCCUUAUGUGCUCCGGUUAA
Messenger RNA from Caenorhabditis remanei, 2361 nucleotides. RefSeq lists its product as uncharacterized. Bases 1 to 2361 code for a protein of 786 amino acids. The record is from RefSeq and is a predicted model, not a curated record. Gene Ontology annotation, molecular function: ribonucleoside-diphosphate reductase activity, thioredoxin disulfide as acceptor; ATP binding. NCBI's taxonomy places the organism in Eukaryota, Metazoa, Nematoda, Chromadorea, Rhabditida, Rhabditidae. Gene Ontology annotation, biological process: deoxyribonucleotide biosynthetic process; DNA replication. The transcript has 5 exons. Gene Ontology annotation, cellular component: ribonucleoside-diphosphate reductase complex.